This is a messenger RNA of Desarmillaria tabescens, 577 nucleotides long. RefSeq names its product histone-fold-containing protein. The record is from RefSeq and is a predicted model, not a curated record. Gene Ontology annotation, molecular function: transcription coactivator activity; protein heterodimerization activity. Lineage: Eukaryota; Fungi; Basidiomycota; Agaricomycetes; Agaricales; Physalacriaceae. The transcript is spliced from 4 exons. Gene Ontology annotation, biological process: transcription initiation at RNA polymerase II promoter; RNA polymerase II preinitiation complex assembly. Bases 87 to 407 code for a protein of 106 amino acids. Gene Ontology annotation, cellular component: transcription factor TFIID complex; nucleus.
GUCAAUCGAAGGAUAACCUCAAGUGCGCAUUUAUUCUGUCAUGGGAUCUCACUGUUCUCUGACUCGUGUUCCUUGUUAGGGUCCUGAUGGACAACUUCAGUCCAGAUCAAUAUGACCGUUUCGAGGCGUACAGACGACACGCUCUACCCAAACAAGCCGUUCGCAAGGUCAUCCAACAAACCGUCGGACAACAAGUCUCCCAACCUGUGGCCCAGAUUGUCGCCGGUUUCGCCAAAGUGUUCGUCGGAGAGGUCGUUGAGAAAGCUCGCGCAGUACAAGCACGCCGAGGAGAAACAGGCCCACUGUCACCCGACCAUCUUCGGGAAGCAUAUAGGCUAUAUCAAGAGGAAACAGGGCGUGUCGGGGCUGCGCGGCCUGUCAGGUCUAAGAGAUUAUUCGUGAGGUAGACCAUGGCAUGGUUGAAUAUAACGAUGCCGACACUGAGAGAAUGCUCCGUAUUCCGCCAAACGCAAGUGUAGCCGGAAUCUAUCAAACCACAUAAAGGCCGGUACCAGAGUAGGGCGAGGAUGGAGGGACAGGACCGGCCUAGAGACUCUGUUCACCAGGUUAUUCUACU